UAUACUUAUAAAUCAAAUCUAAAAACUUCAUAAAGGAAUGAAAGAAUAAAGUAUUACAUUUCCAAUAGCUAUGUCUGAUAUGAAGGAAUCUUCGAAGCCUAAAUUACAAGAAUUCAAAAAAAACACUGUAUGUGCAAAUUGCAAAAUGUGGAUUAUCAAAUAAAAAUACGCGAAUUGUGUAAUAUGUGAAGAUGCUUAUCAUCAUAAUUAGACCAAAAUAAAAGGAAAUAACCAAAGAUUGGACUUGUGCACAUUGCAUUGAAUUGAAAAAUACUUUUCCAGAUACUAAUGAUGAUGAGAUUGAUAAUGUUUGUUAGAAGUGUUAGAAAGAAGUAGAUUCAAAAGAUGAAGUAAUCUGUACAAAAUGUAAUAAAAUAUUUCAUAAAAAAUGUUAUGGAACUAAAACCAUUUCCCCUAUUUGUAACCUUUGCCAUUCAUAAAAACCCCCAAAAUUCAUUUUGAAUGAAAAAAUGAACCAUCUCCUCAACUUUGGUGUUCCGAUGACAAGUUCUAAUUUAUUCAUACUACCAUGUUGUGUAUAUGACGAUAAGUUGAGAUAGAAUUGCUUUCAAUCACUCUAAUAUGCCUUAUAUUGUUAGAAUAUUAAUUUUAAUGAUGAUUUAGUUUAUUCAUCUGCUAAAAAAGAAUUAAAUAAUGGCUACAAUGAGAAACUAGAUCCUUUGAUAGGGAAGGAUCUUCUGACCUUUAAAAAGUACAAGUAAGUGACAAGGAUUGGGUUUUAUGGACCUUUGAGAGUAGAAUACAAUUUAGAUUAAGGGUUCUAUGUUAGAUCUGUACAACCCAUAGCUUAUAAAACAUUAAUUUGUGAAUAUGCAGGAGAUGUCUACAGAUUUGCAGAUCAAGUAUAUAGUACUUCUGAUUCAAUAAUGAGCUUGUUAGAAACUGGUUUUGCUGCCACAUCACUUGUUAUAAUUCCUGAGAAGAAUGGGAAUAUAGCAAAAUAUCUAUCAGGAAUAAAUAAUAGUAAGAAAAAUAGCAAGAAAAUGUAAUAGAAUGUGAAAUCUAGACGAUAUAAUGUUGAGGGGUAGUCUAGAGUGAUAUUGUAUGCAUGUAGAGAUAUAAAAUCAGGAGAGAUAUUAUAUUAUGAUUAUAAUGAAGGGGAAUUUAAAUAUAAUACAAAUUACUUUGUUUGA
Messenger RNA from Paramecium tetraurelia, 1154 nucleotides. RefSeq lists its product as uncharacterized. Gene Ontology annotation, molecular function: protein binding. The record is from RefSeq and is a predicted model, not a curated record. NCBI's taxonomy places the organism in Eukaryota, Ciliophora, Oligohymenophorea, Peniculida, Parameciidae. The transcript is spliced from 2 exons.